Messenger RNA from Sebastes umbrosus (honeycomb rockfish), 8092 nucleotides. RefSeq names its product raftlin-like. The transcript is spliced from 10 exons. The record is from RefSeq and is a predicted model, not a curated record. The coding region runs from base 607 to 2685 and encodes 692 amino acids. NCBI's taxonomy places the organism in Eukaryota, Metazoa, Chordata, Actinopteri, Perciformes, Sebastidae.
GUCAGCCGAGUGGAACUGGUGCGGCUGCUGGAGAGAGAGAGGCAGAGAGGCAGGGAGGCUGUGCUGAACAGACGCUGGGUCAGAGCGCUCAGACAAUCACAGGGAAGCAAGAGAAAGACAGGAAAAGAGACAGAGAGAGAGAGAGAGAGACCACAUAGACAGAUAGAAAAGAGAGAAAAGGGAGGGAGAGACAGGGGAGGGAGGUAAAUAUGUGACAGGAUGUGGUUUCCCUGAGCUUGCAGAACAUCGGUACACAGGCAUACUUUGAGCAUGACCUAAACACACCGAGCUUACAAGUGUGUUUGAGCUCCGUUAGGUGGCGAGGGGGGAAGACGAAGAAAACCGCUGGAGCUGCUGCUGAGACGCUCUGGUUUCUCUGUUGCCUGCCGGAGGAUUGUGUUUCCUCUAAGCCAGCCAGCUCCACGGCAACCUCCGUCAGCUCGUCAGGACAGGAUCUGAACCCUCCAUCCUUCCUUCCAAGUAGAAUGUGUUUCUCUGCUGGAAGCUCCGGUCCAGUUGCCGCCUUCGCGUCCGAGCAGUGAACUUUUCAACGAGAUUUUUGUGAAACAGGGUCCGUGCACAGAGAGACUGACACACUGUGGAGCCAUGGGCUGCGGGCUGCGUAAGAUGAAGCCGAUGUCGGAGGAGAACAGUCCGGGGAAGAUUUACUCCACCCUGAAGAGACCACAGGUGGAGACUAAGGUGGGCGUGGCCUACACCUACCGCUACCUGGACUUCCUCAUCGGCAAAGAUGGUGGGACGUCCACGUUGCGUCUCUCGUCGGUCCGGGAGCUGCCCGGCCAGCUGCAGGAGCUUUACCAGCAGGGAUUCGUUCUGGCAUCAGUUCACCCGUUCAUCCACCCCUGUGGCCCAGAGUCCAACAGCCCACAGCACCAGCUCUACCGGGCCAUACUGAUCCGACUCAACGACGGGGUGGAAAGGAGCCAGUCUGUCUGCCCACCGUACAAACUACAGCUGGAAGAGUGUCUGUCUGCCGAGCAGGUGCCCACCCCAGAGCUCAUCCAGGGCUACGUCAAGAAGCAGAUCCAGGAUGCUGCUGACCAGGGCGUGAUGUUCGUGGGAUUUGUCCAGGAACCCUAUGGAGCCCCAUGCACCAGGAUCCGACAACCAGACACCCCCUCCCUUUCCCUGCAUUCCAGCCCCAGCUCUGUGCUCGGUUCCCUGGGCAGCUGCAGCCCCUCGAACCCCUCGAGCCCCACAAACCACGCAGCACUCGGAGCUCAGGCUGACGCGGUGCACAAAGACGGGAAUGAGGAGGCCGGGGAAGGAGCGCCGGACGAGGAGAAGAAUCAAAGUGAGAACACUGGGAACCAUUCAGGGAGCGGGGUGGAGGAUAGUCAGGGCGCGGUCUCGCCUGUGGCGUCUCCAAUACCAGAGGGAGAUCUGGAGCACAGUGAGGAGCUGACGGAGGAGCUGACGGAGGAGGAGUCGCCGUGCCACAAUAACAACAAAGACAGUGACAGAGAUGCAAAGGAGAGGCCUAGAUACCGCCUGCGGAGGGGCGACGGGGUGGAACUGCUCGCUUUGUACAACCACCCGCCGGUCCGAGAGGGCCAGAUGAAGUACUACACUGUCAAAGUGCCACUGCGGGUUCAAAACUGUGAUGAGGGGGUCAAAGGCGUGGAGGCCAAUUGGCUGGAUCACAUGACUCAGCACUUCAACAAUGGAGCCUCACUGGUCGAUGGAUACUUCCACCUGGGCAACGUGAACGAUAUGCCUAAGUCGGUGGAAAGUGUCUUCAUCUUCCAGGAGGCGAGCGAGGGUGAGCCAAACGCAGCGACCCCGACAUACGAUGCCAUCGUGGUGGAGCAGUGGACCGUCAUUAACGGUUUGCAGGUGAAGGCAGAUUAUGUUCCUCUGCUACAGUCCCUGGCCACAUAUGGAUGGAGGCUCACCUGUGUGCUGCCAACUCCUGUAAUCAAGACUAACAGUGAUGGAAGCCUGUCCACCAAACAGAUUGUUUUCCUGCAGAGACCCAUCUUGGGCCGAAAGAAGAGGGAAUCCAAGAAAUUGAUCUUCAAGCCCCGAAGCAAGUCCAACAAGAACUGCAUCAAAGACACAACAAAGAACAAGAAGAAGAAAAAAACAAAAACUGAGAAGGAUGCAGAGGAUCCGAAGAUUCUUGAUGAAAGAGAAAAGGUUGAGAAAGAGGAAGACAAGAGCAGGGAUGAAAGGGUGAACGCAACGGAUGUAGAGGCAGCGAGAGAAAGUGAGACAUCGAAAGAAAGGGAGGUGAGGUGUGAGGAAGAUAGAAUGAUUGAUGAUGGGGUUGAAAUCAGCAUAGAGACUGUUGAAAAGAAAGAUGGAGGAGCAGAAACAGAGGACAAAGCGGCAGAAAACGGCAGAGAAGAAGAGGGAGGAGAAAAGAUAGCACUGGAUGGAGAGGGAUCCAAAGAGAACGGAGAGCCUUUAGAAAACGGAGAGGUCCAGGAAGUGACGGAAAUCAUUGUCGAAUCACAGAGCGAGACCAAAGAAAAGGAGGGCGAGGGCGUAGCAGAAGUUGUGAUCGAAAACGGGGUGGAGACGGAUGAGGAGAAAGACGAGGGCGAAGAGAUCGCGAUCAAACGCAAGACAGAAGAACCGGAGGUCAUCGCCAAGGAGAUCGUGGUGGAUUCACAGGCCACACCGACUCAUCAAAGCCCAGAGAAGGAGACUCAAGAGUAGCCCCAACUCGUCCAAGUCAAGGUUUUUCCCCGCCCUACCACUCAAAUUCCCCCAUCUUAAAAACUGUCUCACAGUGUUGUCCCUGAUCCAAAUUAAAGGGGCUUCGAUCCCCAUCGCUGCAGCAUUCUCCAAACCUACCAUCUUACAUAGACAAUUCCCUCGCAACCUGCCGUAGUGUAGCUACAGAGCGAUUUCAUGUAACUGCAGACAUCAGCCCUGCUGUAUAACCACACAUACUGAAUGUAUAUAUCCAAAACAGGAGAUGUUGGUGCAGGAUAGUCAAUGUGGAGACACUGGAAUAACUGAAUGAGGAUCGACAGGGGGUUGAAUAUCUAGAAUGAUGCCACGAUCCGAUUGGAUUGGCGUUUUUCUUGUAUUUAACAAGAAUGACACACAGUUUAAAGUCCUGGUCACACCAGAAUGUAAAAUGGUGAAAUAAAUUUCCUUUCAAUGGAAUCGCCGAGAUUAGUGGGUUUGAUUGUCAGGCGAAGAAAAUGUGCGUGAAUUUCUCACAACAAGUUUGACACACAAAUUCGCACCAUUGACUCACAGUAAGACAUUUUGACAUUGGUAAACUUUGGUUAUGUCCAAAAUUCCAUGCUAACAUGCUAUUUAGUACGCUAAAACUAUAUGUGAGAUUUUUUAGCAUGUACGAAACCUAAGAAUGAAACCAAUGGUACGCAAAUUGAAUGCCAUUUCCGGUAAAAAUAUGCAACCCACAAUGCAAUGCGGUAGUGAUGACAAUAUCAUAACAGACGUUGGCGGACAGCUACGUGAUGUCAAUAACGCUUCAAUUUAAGUCUAAGUAUAAGAUUUCACUUUGCUAGGUUUAAUAUAUUUUUUAAAUUAGUUCGGACUUUACAAUUCUCACAAAUCAUCGUUUGGUCACGAGGUUGGCGCGGGUUACCAUGGUUACGCGCCUCCAACCAGCAGGGAGGAGGUAGUGAGGAUGUAAAUUAUUGCUCAGUGCGUCUGAAAAGAUACAUACUACUGUUUAUUCACACAAAAGCAUGUUGAGCGCUGGUACACAUUAUUGGGUAUUUUGACAAUGAAGUCUAGGAGUUUGAGGAGAACCUGAGCUCGGCUGCCUAACAUUAGCCCAACAAGGUGAAACAAGUAACAUCAGCUAACUUAAAACUGCUUAGCUAAUGUGAGCUAAUUACAUCACACUGUCUAGGUGCUGCAGUAGUCCCACAGAAUAAAUCCACUCAAUCAACUAACUAAAAGCGUUAUUGUGAACUAUAAUGUUAGUCACUCUAAUUAGGGCAACCUACUGACCACAAAGUAAACAUUGUUCGGUCGCCAUCACAAACAGAACACGUACAAAGUGUCUGCUAACCUUGUUAACUGGAUGCGUUGUGGUUGCUCGUAGUGAUGGCAACUGUGUCCUUGUAAAAGCAAUUUUACUUUAAUCAAUACAUCUGUGUUUAUUAUCUACGCCGACCAUUUAUGUAAGUUACUACGAGCGACCACGUACGCUUUCGUCCUAAAGUCACCAGUUCAUACUGUUAGCAGGCAGUAGAGUCACUACGACUUGCUACCGUGGUAACAGCAGCAGCGCUCGAUGGCGAAACACACGAAGCGGUCGCAGGAUUCGUCCAUAGAGAAAAUAGAGACUACGCUAGCCUGUUGGUAUUUGUAGUUUACAAACUAGCGUUGUGAAUAGUCUCUACGUCACCGAGCCUCUAAAUUACCGAGCCCCUUUCUGGUGUGACCGGGCCUUUAGAAGGGAGUGAGGAGCGUUACGUGAUUCUCAAUGCAAUGUAAUGUAAGGGUUAAUUAGAUAAACUGAAAGAACGCCAGUGGAUCAUGGAUCAAAGGAAGUUCUCUGCUUGCUUUUGAAGAAUAGUUUGAGCACCAUAAGUCCUAAUAGUUGUACCCAGAUAUAGCGCCUGUUACAAGAGGUACUUAUACUGAGCAGCUCUUUUCAGUUUGUGAAGCUGAGAGAAGACGAGUCACCUCCAAAUCCAAGAGACAGAAUCUUGACAGGUCACAGUCCUCAUCCACACGACUGACAAGACAAUACAAGGGCAGGCAUGCUCUGAAAAGCAUCUUCAUGUGAUCACAGACCGCAUCACCGUUUCCCAUUCCUUCGUUCUGUGCACCAGAGUAAGUCGUGAUGUGGAGGGAACUUGGAGGAGAACGCUGGUAGAGGUGAUGGGAAAGGCGUUUGUUGCGACAGGCAAUCCAAAGUAGGGUGAAGAGAUAAUUGUUUACGCUGAGCUCUAAGCCGUCAAGUGCUUCAAAGAGAGCCGAUAAUCACUCUUUGGUGUGGUGUGCUAAGCUCACCUUGCAUACAGAAUGUUCCAUAUUCAAAGCCGAGUCAGAUAAGGAUGUGAAAUUCAGCUGAAUGUUUGCAGCUCGGGGGCAGAACUCAUAUUUAGAUGCACCUAGUUAGCUUUCACACACAGGGGGGGAGGAUUUAUUUCUGCGCAAAGUUGCAUUUUUAAUUACAUUUCCAGUCAAUGGCCACAAACAAAAGCUCUCAACAGUGUGGAGGCCGGGUUAAGCUGUGUGGUCAGGACCGAGCCUUGUUGUUUACCAAGACCAAGACUGCAGAUUGAGAGAGAGAAAUUGAGACAUGGGAAGACGUUGAGAGCGAAAGAGAAAAGACCACAGAGGAUAAGAGAGUCAAAUAAAAGAAAUGAAUAGGCCCAUUUAAAGUAACGACCGUUUGCGUCCCACAUUCCCUGUUGAGAUUUCCUUCAUUAUUUUACCUCCAGCUCCUUAAGCACCUCUUUCCAGACAUCAUUUCUGGCAAUAACCAAGUCAUAAUGUGCUGUUUCAUGGCAUCGUGUAGCUUUCCAUUUUAAAAAGGGGAAUGGGGGGAGGUAAAAACAGAGGGAGGAAGGUGGCGACGUUCACGGCGUAGAGCUCUCAUUAGCUCACUAAUGGGUUUUGUCAGUGGGGUAUCUGUCAGGAAUCAUGCAUUUAUAAUGGGGGUCACUUAUUGGGGGAUGUAUUGACAGCAAAACACCUCAACGUGUCAAGCAAAUAGCCUUCAGAUUUAACGGUGAUGUCAUGGGGAAUCAUUUGCACUGAGGAGGAAGAGUGUGUGUUCAAAAUUUCGCAAAGAAAUUACACACACGCCAUCAUAAAAUAUGUCAUAAAAUCGAUUUAUUAAAAUGUUGGGAUUCGGUGAAUCAAGAACUUAAACUACCUGCUGUCCUGCUUCACACAGACUAUAAUUUGUCAUAAUUUGGAUCUUUUGUUUUAUGAGAAUAGAUGAUACUUUGGUCAAGAAGAACGUCUCCUUAUUGGGGAUGAAGCUCUUCAGUUACACACAAGUAAGAUCGAUUAUGCUGAAUAAGUGCUCUCCUUAAUGAAUCCGCCCGCCGCUGAGAUUUUUUUCAAUGUAAAAUGGCAAGUGAUUUUGUGUAGAGUAGAAUAUAAAAACUGUGACCAGCUUAGCCUUAUUACUAUACUGUAAAUGCCCCACAAUCUGCUUUUUAGAAAUGUCUUUUAGAGGCACAAUGGUGAUUUCAGUGUUACAUGUUUGUUCUAGUCAAACAGGAAAGAUUUGCUACAGUCAGUGUUGGUAUUUUUGAAGCUGUUGUUCCCUGUUUUUAUUACUGGAAUUCAGAGUGAGGGGAUAAAAGUGUUUGUCUAUAUGAAGGUAAUAUGUUAUUUUUCACGUUUUGAUUUUUUUUUUAUUAUUAUUGUGAAUGUUCUGUUUUUGAGUCAAGAGAUUUUACUGUAGGCUUUGUGUUGCCUCUGCUGUUCCGCUAAAGCUUGCUAAAAAUGUAUUUCUGACUGACGCUUCGAGCUACCUCCCGAGGGCUGUUGUUGGUUUUAUACCGAGGGGUCGACCCCUAGAAACAUGCUCCUUGUCCUCUCGCCCUCCACUAUGACGGAGUCCAGACCCAUGAGUGUGAUCGCUAAUGGCAGACAAGGUCAAGGGUCAUAUUUGAGCCAGAAUGGAUUUUUCCACAGCUGUACACAGGAGUUUGCACGAGCACACGACAAAUAACCACUCUGAUAAUAUUGAAUUAAGAUAUGAGGUUAUAUCAUAAUAUUCUCUGUGGUAUUUUCUUUUUUUUUUUUAUUUUUAAACUUCAUACUCUCAGCUGCUUUUAGCUUCGGGCUGUUUGAGCUUUAAUAAGCACUUAUUGUAUUCAAGAAAUAUUUCAUGCUCCCUCUUGCAUCAGAGCUGCUGGGAAACAAAUAAGACUCAGCUGUCACUUUCACACGUUUGUCAGAAUGUGACAAAUAUGAAUUAUGAAAGGCAAUACAAAGAGACGCCUUUUGAUAGCUGACGAGAUCAUUAUGAAUAUUUGAGAAAUAUUCCCUGGUCAACUUAUUUUGUCAGAUUUAAUCAAUUUCUUCAUUUUCCCCGGCGUCGAGAUACACAUUUUAACUGUCAUCUACUGUAUCUGUUUUAUGAAUUUGUUUCAGUAUUCCUGCCUUUCUCCUUUUUUUGUUUUUUAAUCCGAAACUGUGACAUUUAUUCCCCUUUGGCGUCCUGUGAAAACAGAUCAUAUUCCACUUUAUCUAGAAGAGCAGAGUUUGGAAAAUCAGUUAAGCAGCGAGGUGAUCUCAUGCGGCAUGACUGUGUUUUUUUGACUCCUACUACAUUCCGGUAGGACAUCCACGAACAAGGAUGAUCGUAACCUUGACAAAAGUUACAACCGGCCCUGUAUCCGCCCGUCCUACCUGAGGCCGCGGCCUCCCUGAUAAGGGCUGAUUGGUGGCGGUGCAGUCUAACCUCUGACAUGAGUACACUCCAGGGACUGUGGGUAAUUGUGAUUUUUUUGUUUUUGUUUGGUAAUAAGAAAAACACAGACAGGGAGAGAAAAACGAGGCAGGAUCUCACACUUCAUCAGAUAAAUGAUGCUGAACGAUGUUAACUUAGCCGUCCGUGAAAAGAAGGAGACCUUUGACUAAUGUUAGACUUAAAUAUACAUUUGCAGCUCUCUGCCCAUUUGUGUAAAAAAAAAAAAAAAAAAAAAAAGGUAAUAUACAGUUUCCUGUCUUCUAUCAGCAUAAUUGUCUCUGAGCCUCAAUAGUGGCGCUGGUGCAAUCGUUCUUGGUAAUGCUGUAAAGAAAAAUAAAACGUAAUGGUUCAUUUCCUGUGUGCUACUAUGAUGUGAAAUGGGCAGAGUAGAAAUGACAGAACAUGAUACAAUAGGAUGCCGUCAUUUUUUUUCCCUGUGUUGUCACUUUAGCUUGCUCACAGCCUCUGGAAAAUGUAUUCUUAGGUUUUUGUCUCUGAUGUUUUUUAUCACCUCGGCUGCCAUCUUGAAUGUUGAGUAUCUUUGAUCAUGUGCUGUUGUCACUUGCGUAGCAGUGUUUGCUAUCAAGGAAGAAAAAGUAUUCUUUAUCUUUGCUAUCCUGAGUAUGUCCACAUUCCUAUUGUUCAUGACAUCUGUACAAUUUGUAUAUUAUAAAAUGAUUUAUAUUUAAUGUG